This is a messenger RNA of Fonsecaea multimorphosa CBS 102226, 2556 nucleotides long. RefSeq lists its product as uncharacterized. Gene Ontology annotation, molecular function: magnesium ion binding; dethiobiotin synthase activity; ATP binding. Gene Ontology annotation, cellular component: mitochondrion. Lineage: Eukaryota; Fungi; Ascomycota; Eurotiomycetes; Chaetothyriales; Herpotrichiellaceae. Bases 1 to 2556 code for a protein of 851 amino acids. The transcript has a single exon. Gene Ontology annotation, biological process: biotin biosynthetic process. The record is from RefSeq and is a predicted model, not a curated record.
AUGUUGUGGCGCGACCUGAAGGCAUGGCAGGUCUUUGGAGCCAAUACCAACGUUGGCAAGACCAUCGUCUCGACGCUGUUGUGUCGGGCUCUCCAGACGCCUGACCAACGGGUGCUGUAUUUGAAACCCGUCUCGACUGGACCCCGGGACGAGGAAGAUGUAGGACACAUCGACACCUUUGUGCCCGGGACGGUCUCGAAGAACAUCUCGCAGUUCUCACGGCCGUUAAGCCCGCAUCUGGCUGCUCAAUUGGACAAAGACCCAUCAAUCCCAAGGUCAGACGCCUCGAUAUUGUCCAGAGUCAAAGCUAUUCUGGGGAAGCAUGUCGAGGCCGGAGGGCGGUAUGCUUUCGUCGAGACUGCCGGGGGCGUCCUCUCCCCCGGUCCUUCUGGCACGGUCCAAGCCGACCUGUACAGACCACUGAGACUCCCCACGAUUCUUGUGGGAGACAGCAAGCUCGGGGGGAUCGCGACCACCAUCUCGGCGUUUGAAUCUUUGCAUGUUCGGGGCUUCGACGUCGACUCGAUCGUGCUGUUCGACGACCCGGAGUGGGGGAACUUCGAGUACCUCGACCGGUAUUUCCGGAACCACGGCAUCUCGACGUUUGCGCUGCCCAAACCACCGGAGAAGCAGCAAGACGGCGAACAAGACAAGCGCGCCCUCUCGAGCUACUACAGCGGUUGGUCUAAAACGGGCGCCGCCCGAAACCUGCUUGACUUGCUCAAUCAAAAGCACUUCUCACGCAUCUCCAAGCUGACGUCGAUGCCCUCCCAGGCGGACGCGGUGAUAUGGCAUCCCUUCCGCCAGCACGGUAUCCCCCACAACAUCAUUGCAAUCGAUUCAGCAUACAAUGACCAUUUCCAAACCUACAACCAAGAAGCCGAUCCGGCGCUCAAGGAGUCGUCCAAGACCACUUCGACUAUGGGCCUUACUCCGCUCGCGGCACAGCCAACCCCGAAACCCCUCCUCACACCUCUCUUCGAUGCAUCUGCGUCGUGGUGGACACAGGGUCUCGGCCACGGCAACCCGAACGUCGCACUGACGGCAGCCCACGCGGCCGGUCGCUAUGGGCAUGUCAUGUUUGCGCACGCCGUCCACGAACCCGCGCUCGACAUAUCCUACAACCUCCUGUCGACCCUGCAGAAUCCGCGGCUGAGUCGAGUCUUCUUCACCGACAAUGGCAGCACGGGCAUGGAGGUUGCCGUGAAAAUGGCACUGCGAGCCUCGAGCCAGCGAUACGGGUGGACCAAGGACGACGACGACGACGGUGGCAAGACACCUGUGGCCAUUUUGGGCCUGAAGGGGAGUUACCACGGCGACACCAUCGGCGUCAUGAACUGCUCCGAGCCCAGUGUGUUCAACGAGAAGGUGGACUGGCAUCAGCCAUGGGGUCACUGGUUCGAUCCGCCGUCGGUCCUGAUGCGGAAGGGCGUCUGGGAACUCACCAUGCCGGAAGAGAUGUAUGCCACGAAUCAGACACAACAGUUCAAAUCCCUCCACGCCCUCUUUGACUUUGAUGCUCGGACAGAGGACGCGAGGCGAUACGAAUCCCACAUUACCGCGACACUUGAACGCCUCGUCCGCGAUCAAGGCAGGCGGUUUGGCGCUCUGAUCCUCGAGCCCAUCAUCAUGGGCGCGGGAGGCAUGAUCUUCGUCGACCCGCUCUUCCAAAGGACGCUCAUCAAAACGAUUCGAGCCAAUCCUCACCUGAUUGCGCCGAAGCAAUUCUCCGAGCACGACGCAGCAGAUGGCCAAGAAGGUGGUAGUAGUGUGGAGUGGUCCGGCCUUCCCAUCAUCGCGGACGAAGUCUUCACGGGCCUCUACCGCCUCGGCCGGUCCAGUUCGUCGUCUUUCCUAUCUUCUCCAUCCGACUUCGCCUCGACGACCGCUACCUCUACCUCUGAAUCUCCCCAGCCGGCUCUGCCGCCCUCCAUCGCGCCCGACAUCUCCGCGCACGCCAAACUCCUCACCGCAGGUCUGUUACCUCUGGCCCUCACCACGGCGAGCGAGUCCAUCUUCAGGACGUUCCUCUCCGACUCCAAAACUGACGCCCUCCUACAUGGCCAUUCCUACACGGCGCACCCUAUCGGGUGCAUGGUCGCCAACAAGGCCUUGGACGAGUACAGACGGAUGGAUUCUAGCAAAGAAGGGGAGGGAAGUUGGAGCCGGUUCAAGCGAGCCUGGUCGGAAGAGACAUCUCUGCUUGGAGAGGAUGCCGUCCCUCAGAAACAGACCAACCCCGACAUCUACUCCUUCUUCCCUCCUUCUCUCCUCCAAGAACUCUCUCACCAUCCCCGCUUGACCGGGUGUUUCGCACUGGGCACCGUCCUCGUCCUAAAAGUGGCCGCCCCUCGAGGUUCAACCGGGGGUUACACUUCGACCGCCUCUGCAGAGCUACAGUCGCGUCUUUUGACGUUAUUGGACGAGGAUGGCUGUGGGAUCCAUUCGCGCGUCUUGGGCGAUAUGAUUUACUUCAUGACCAGUUUGACUACGACGGCGGAGCAAGUUGAUCGACUGGGAAGGACGCUGUUGAGGGCUUUGAAUAUGGAGCCCUAA